AUGUCUUCCAAAAGUCUUCCUUGGAGAAUCCGUGUUCCUUUAUUCAUAUUCUCCACCGCAGUAGCAGCCUGUUGCCGUAAGAACUACACCAUCAACCGCCGUAUCUGGAACUUCUUUGAUGCCAAAUCCCCUCCUUCUGAAACCCCAAGAGAUGGAGUCAAAACUUCAGAUAUCAUCAUUGACGCCACCCGAAACCUCUGGCUCCGUCUCUACAUCCCCACUUCCACCACCACCAUGCCUGUUGUUAUUUACAUGCAUGGCGGAGGAUUCUCUUUCUUCACAGCGGACACUAUGGCCUGUGAGAUAUCAUGCAGAAGACUAGCCUCUGAACUAAAUGCCAUCAUUAUCUCAAUCAGCUAUCGUCUCGCUCCAGAGUUUAAGUUCCCAUGCCAGUAUGAAGACUGCUUUGAUGCUCUAAAAUUUAUAGACGCAAAUUUAGGUGAUAUUCUUCCUCCUUUCGCUGAUCAAAACAUGUGUUUCCUCAUCGGAGACAGCGCCGGAAGAAACUUGAUCCACCAUACUGCAGUUAAAGCGAGCGGGUCUGGUUUCUUGCGGUUGAAGGUAAUAGGGUUAAUAUCAAUACAACCGUUUUUUGGCGGUGAAGAGAGGACCGAGUCCGAGACCCGAUUAGCUGGAGCUCCAGUUUUGAACGUUGAGCUUACUGAUUGGUUCUGGAAAGCAUUUCUGUCCGAUGGGUCGGACCGAGACCAUCCGUUAUGCAAUGUGUUUGGGCCGAAUUCGAAUGAUAUUUCGGAUGUGAAUCUUCCUGCUAUGUUGCUUGUAAUUGGAGGGUUUGACAUAUUGCAAGAUUGGCAAAGAAAGUAUCAUGAAUGGAUGAGGAAAGCUGGAAAAGAAGUGAAUUUGGUAGAAUUUCCGAAUGCGUUUCAUGGGUUUUGGGGUUUUCCGGAUUUACCCGAAUAUCCAUUGUUUAUCGAGGAAGUGAAGGAUUUCAUGCAAAAACAAUCGGCUAAAUGA
This is a messenger RNA of Ricinus communis (castor bean), 975 nucleotides long. Its product is annotated as probable carboxylesterase 18. The transcript has a single exon. Gene Ontology annotation, biological process: pollen tube growth. Gene Ontology annotation, molecular function: carboxylic ester hydrolase activity. The record is from RefSeq and is a predicted model, not a curated record. Bases 1 to 975 code for a protein of 324 amino acids. Lineage: Eukaryota; Viridiplantae; Streptophyta; Magnoliopsida; Malpighiales; Euphorbiaceae.